This is a messenger RNA of Colias croceus (clouded yellow), 796 nucleotides long. Its product is annotated as guided entry of tail-anchored proteins factor 1-like. Gene Ontology annotation, biological process: tail-anchored membrane protein insertion into ER membrane. The record is from RefSeq and is a predicted model, not a curated record. Bases 254 to 763 code for a protein of 169 amino acids. The transcript is spliced from 2 exons. Lineage: Eukaryota; Metazoa; Arthropoda; Insecta; Lepidoptera; Pieridae.
CUAUCAUUAUUUGAAAAUGAAAAGUCAAAAGUUCAAAACCACAAGAUCAAAAUUUGGAUCAAAACAGUGACAUCGUGAAAUAAAAUAUUUCUUUUCUUCUGUAUAAGUUCUGUGCUUUAAGUAAAUAUCUGCGAUUUACUUCAUCAAAUGAAUGGAUAGUGCUGAUUUAUAGGAAAAAAAAAAACUAAGAUUUAUGCAUUAUUCCUUUUUAUUUUUGUAAUAAUUAAUUGCAACAUCAGUCUAAUUAAACAAAAUGAUUGAGAUUUUGAAUGGAUUCCUCCUUAUUUACUUUUUAAUUUUAUGUACACUGAGUGCAUUAGUUCCCAUUCUAGUCAAACCGAUUGUAGCCUGCUUCUCUCGACCGUCUUAUGAAGAACGCAAGCUUUGGGAUGAAAUAUUAACACUAAAGAGUGAACAAAAACAAAUUUCUAUGAAGGAUGAGUUUGCUGCAUAUUCCAAAUUACAAAGAAAGAUAAACAAGCUAGAAAGUGAACUGAAAGAAAAUUCACAGACGAGACUCAGCAAGAGCGUAGCAGUCAAAGGAACAGUUCAUAUUAUCCUGCAAGCUGUGAUUGCUUUUAUUGUUAUAAUUUCAGUGAUAUGUUUCCGACGUGAGCCGAUAGUAGCUUUACAUGCAAAUCUGUUUCCAUUUUCUACAAUAUUGAAAUAUCCAAGCGAGACCCCAAAUGCCAUCUCAACUCACAUGUGGGUGAUUAUGUCCAAUAUAUCAAUAAGGACAUUGUUGAAACCUAUUGUGCCUUAAUUUAUUGUAAUUAUUAAAGUGUAACUAUUUCGA